Molecule: messenger RNA, 3429 nt
Organism: Mya arenaria
Lineage: Eukaryota; Metazoa; Mollusca; Bivalvia; Myida; Myidae
Exons: 4
Coding region: 243-2654 (803 amino acids)
Source: RefSeq, a predicted model, not a curated record
AUAAAUGUCAAUACUCGAUAUCAAAUAUCACAUUUUCAUGUAGGCUAUUAAUACUGUAUGUAGGGUUGUGACAAAAUAAUGGUUAAAAGUUAAAUCGUUUGAAAGGAUUAUGUGAUUUUACCAUAUAAUUAAAUAUUUAAUUCGGAAGUGUACUGAACAUGUAACGUAUAUCUUGUUUACGUGAUAACGAUAUAUCGUUCAAUAGCGAAACGACACACUUUGUUUGUAUUGCAGGUAUUUGGAUGAAACACCAUUCCGGUUUAAAGAUGGUUUCUCUACAAGAAAGGUACGUGGCGUCUAUGGUUCUGAGCGGUACAGGAGAUGCUCUGGGCUACAAAAACGGCAACUGGGAGUUCUGCCAUUCAGGGGAGGAAAUCCACCGGGAGCUGGGGAAACUCGGGGGCCUCGAGAAGAUACAAGUCAACACCAAGAACUGGAUGGUAAGCGAUGAUACGGUGAUGCACCUCGCCACAGCUGAAGGUCUGGUGACAGGUAAAUCAGGCGAUAACUUGUUUCUUGAGAUCGCUGCCCUUUACAAGGGAUGUUUUAAAGAUAUGGCAGGGCGGGCGCCAGGAGCCAUGUGUGGAGACAGUGUAAGACUAUUAAAGCCACACAGAGAAAAGGGAUAUAGAAUUCCCUUCAACCCUCGAGGCGGGGGAUGCGGUGCAGCAAUGAGAGCCAUGUGUAUAGGGCUUCUCUACCCUCGGCAUGAAGACAUACACAAACUGAUUGAGGUGAGUGUCGAGUCCGGUCGGAUGACACAUAACCAUCCUACAGGAUACCUAGGUGCUCUGGCUUCUGCUCUCUUCACUGCUUAUAGUGUUCAAUCAAAGCCAAUUAAGGAAUGGGGAAAAGGUCUGGUUGAUACUCUACCGGAUGCUUGGAAGUAUGUAGAGAAAACAGGUGUCGCUGUUGAACAAAAUAAAGAACACUGGGACUAUUUUACAGAUCGUUGGGUUGAUUAUCUGAAAACACGAAAUAUUGAGGAUGGAACAUCUGAACCGACGUUUCCGGAGAAUUACGGAAUUAGAGAGCGGGAUGCAUUCUACAAGUCGCUCAGCUUCAGUGGCUGGGGAGGAUCGAGCGGGCACGACGCACCGAUGAUCGCCUAUGACGCUCUUCUCAGUUGCAAUGACACGUGGAAUGAGCUCUGUAGUCGUGCUAUGUUCCAUAGCGGUGAUAGCGACAGUACCGGGGUUAUAGCCGGCUCCUGCUUCGGGGCGAUGUUCGGAUUCAAAGGUGUGCAAAAGGGAAAUUACAGUAAACUAGAAUACAAGGAACGCCUUGAGAAACUUGCAAAAAAUCUUCUGAAACACAGCCAUCAGGAAGAUGUUAAAGAUUUACCUGUUGGCGAUAGUCAGGAUAGCACAGAGAAAGAAUUGACGGAUGAUCAAAACACAACAGGAAAAGAAAAAAGCGCUAGCCCACAGAAGCCAGGAGAAAUAAUAUUGCAGGGUAUUUGGAUGAAACACCAUUUCGGUUUAAAGAUGGUUUCUCUACAAGAAAGAUACGUGGCGUCUAUGGUUCUCAGUGGUACAGGAGAUGCUCUGGGCUACAAAAACGGCGACUGGGAGUUUUGCCAUUCAGGGAAGGAUAUCCAUCGGGAACUAGAGGAACUCGGGGGCCUCGAGAAGAUACAAGUGAACGUCAAGGACUGGAUGGUAAGCGAUGAUACGGUGAUGCACCUCGCCACAGCUGAAGGGUUGGUGACAGGUAAAUCAGGCGACCACUUGUUUCUUGACAUCGCUGCCCGUUACAAGGCAUGUUUUAAAGAUAUGGCGGGGCGGGCGCCAGGAAAUACAUGUGGACACGGUGUGAGACUAUUAAAGCCACAGAGAGAUAAGGGUUAUAGAAUUCCCUUCCGACUUCAAAGCAGGGGAUGUGGUGCAGCAAUGAGGGCGAUGUGUAUAGGGCUUCUUUACUCUCGGCCUGAAGACAUACACAAACUGAUUGAGGUGAGUGUCGAGUCCGGUCGGAUGACACAUAACCAUCCUACUGGUUACCUAGGUGCUCUGGCUUCUGCUCUCUUCACUGCCUAUAGUGUCCAAUCAAAGCCAAUAAAGGAAUGGGGAAAAGGUCUGGUUGAUACUCUACCGGAUGCUUGGAAGUAUGUAAAGGAAACAGGUGUCGAUGUUGAACAAAAUAAAGAUCACUGGGGCUAUUUUACAGAUCGUUGGGUCGAGUAUCUAAAAACACGAAAUAUUGAGGAUGGAACAUCUGAACCGACAUUUCCAGAGAAGUACGGAAUAAGAGAGCGAGAUGCAUUCUACAAGUCGCUCAGCAUCAGUGGCUGGGGAGGAUCGAGCGGGCACGACGCGCCGAUGAUCGCCUAUGACGCUCUCCUCAGUUACAAUGGUACAUGGAAUGACCUCUGUAAUCGUGCUAUGUUUCAUGGCGGUGACAAUGACAGUACCGGGGUUAUAGCCGGCGCCUGCUACGGGGCGAUGUUCGGAUUUAAAGGUGUGCCAAAGGGAAAUUACAGUGAACUAGAAUACAAGGAACGACUUGAGAGACUUGCAAAAUAUCUUCUCAAACUCAGUCAUCCAGAAGACUAUAGCGAUUUUCCUGUUAGCGACGAUAAAGGUUGCACAGAGAACGACCUCCCCGAUUUAAAACUUCUUAAUGACGAGAAAGUAGAGGAACAAUUGCAGUAAUGUCCUGAAAUCCCUCCAGGAAACCUAGUUACAGAGGAGGGAGGCUCUGAUACCAAAACAAAAAACAAGGAUGUUCAAGACUCAACAGGGCAAGAAAAGGGAGCUAGUGCACAGAAGCCAGGGGAAACAUAGGCGUAUUGAAAAUUUGAUCCUGAGCAUCACAAAUUUAAAAAAUGAAUUUGAAGAGUAAAUGUGUAGUGGUUUAACUUAUGACAAUGUUAGUCAGCUUGCUCUAUGAUUGACUUUCUUCUUUUUACCUGUUUUAACAGUUUGAAUUAACAGUAUUUUGUUCUCAAUUCUGUGAUAAUCGUGAAACAGUAGUAUUAGAACGGAAACGUUUUUUUUUUUAAAUCACUAUGUAAUUCUUACCUUGUACACUUUUCUGUCAAUAACCAUUGUUCUCUUUGAGUUUAUAGCUUUACUUUGUUGUACCCAAAACUCAUCAUUUGUCUGUUUUCGUUUUAACUUCAUGCGAAGUGAUAUUUAAGCGUUUUGACUUUAGUUUUUAGUUUUCAUUUUACAUAUAUUUCUUAUUACGUCCCAGUGCAAUGAGUAAUUAAACAUUGUUUGCUCAAGCAAACGAGAGCAAAUGCUACGGAGAACUUUGAAAUGAAAAAUAAACUGUGUUUUCUUCAAACUAAACGUCCGUUUUUAUAUAUUUAUAAACUGAAUUGACAUGCAGUAAAAACUGUUGGUAAAUUACAUGUGUUGAAAAAACUCUAACAAUGAAUUGCAAAAGUAGAUAUAUUUAUUAUAAACAAAAUGUUCAAAAUCU